Lucilia sericata (common green bottle fly) is the source of this 914-nucleotide messenger RNA. RefSeq lists its product as uncharacterized. The transcript has a single exon. The record is from RefSeq and is a predicted model, not a curated record. Bases 46 to 813 code for a protein of 255 amino acids. Lineage: Eukaryota; Metazoa; Arthropoda; Insecta; Diptera; Calliphoridae.
UUAUCGAAUUUCAAAAAGCAAUUACAUACAAUAAAACCAAAGAAGAUGCGCUUAUUAAUAGUACUUUGUUCAAUGGCUCUAGCCUGUGCCAACCAAUCCGGUUACAAUUAUCAGCCAGUGGGUCAUGGCUCAGAUAGCGUACCAAGUUAUGCCGCACCACAAAGUGGUGCUGAUUAUGCUGCUGGAUCACAAGCAGCACCUAGUUAUGCUGGUCCUCAAGGAGAUUUCGGUCAAGCUUCUCAUAACGAUGCUGCUUAUGCUCCUCAAGCUGAACUCGACAAGGAAUUUUUCACAUACAGUGUCAACGAAGAUGAUUUCAAUGAUCCCGCAGCUUCCAAUCAAUUAGGCAACUCUGUGAAACAAGGCCUUCGUGUCGUUUUCAUCAAGGGCCCUGAAAACAAGGGACUCGAAGAUGCUGCCCUUGCUUUGGCCAAACAAGCUGGUGAACAAAAGACCGCCAUCUAUGUGUUGAACAAACAAGCUGAUCUCGGUAACUUGGCUGACAAAUUGAACAACAUUAACAAGAAUAGCAACAAACCCGAAGUACACUUUGUCAAAUACCGUACUCCCGAAGAUGCUGCCAAUGCUCAAAGAGCUAUUCAAGGUCAAUACGAUUCAUUGGGAGGCCAUUCUAAUUCUCAUGAUGGUGGUGUGGCUCCUGUUUUGAACUUUGCCUCUAAAACACCUGUUAAUUCCCAUGGUGCUGCUUCCACUCCAUCUUCUUCAUACGUUCCUCCCACAUCUGAAUCUACUGUAUCGAGCCCAAGUGCCUCUUACCUUCCAUCAUCAAUUUUCCGUCGUUUACGUUUGUAAACAAUGUUAAAUUGUUACAUUUGCAAAUAGACUGAUCGUGACUGUUAUUGUUAAUUAAUGUUAAGCGAAUAAAUACAUUUAUAUAAGUAUUUUAAAUAUAA